Meloidogyne enterolobii is the source of this 1025-nucleotide messenger RNA. NCBI's taxonomy places the organism in Eukaryota, Metazoa, Nematoda, Chromadorea, Rhabditida, Meloidogynidae. The record is from the annotation of a GenBank genome assembly.
UAUCGAUUAUAAAAUUAACCAGAAAAACCACCAAUGGAAUUUGGGACGAAUUUUUCACCGGCGGGUAUUCAUUCAUCCGCUCAAUCAUCACUGCCUAUGGCGAUUCAAUGAAGCGUUGCGCGAGCACACAACACCCACACACACAAAUUCAAUAACCUUCCCUUUUCCCAUUCCAAAUCCCCUCUCUCAUCUCUCUCAAAAAUUUCAGUCGCCGCAAACACUUUCGCCUUCCUUCGCUGAACUGAUGGAUUAAAUGAACGUCGGCAAGAGAUGAAAAUGGCGGGGACGUCCUUGAGUUAUUCUAAAUCUUCAGCUCAAAAAGAAAAAUCCUUCCCUUUUUUGACUAAAUUCAAAAUUUGGAUCAAUAAACAUUAAAAAAAGAUGGUUUUUUCUACAAAAAAAUUCAUAAAAUAAUUUGUAGUUCAAUAAUACCCAAGUCUAUUUAACUUUUAAUCUUCUAGAUGACAAACAAAAAUAUUUACUAUAUUAUUCCAUUCUUCCUUAUCUCACUUGUUAACCUCACUAAUUGUUGUCCUGAUCAAGUUAAACAAUUUUGUUCUUGUGUUGAUCAAUUUGAUGGUGUUUUGCUUAAUUGUACAGCUCCAUCUUUUGGGAAUCAAACUACUUCAGGAGAAACUUGGGCAAAAAAUUUAAUGCAGGCGUGUACCCUCAAGUCCAACCAAGCUCAUCUUGGAUUAUUAAAAUUAUUAGCUAUUCAUGGAAGCAACGAUGGAACUAGAGAAUCAUCUUUAAUCCCCAUACUCUCCGACAAUUUAUUCCAAGGCCUUUAUAUUAAAAGACUUGAACUUGUUGGUUGUGGGAUUAGUGUUGUGCAGAAAGGGGCAUUUAGAGGGCUUGAAUCUGUUCUUCAGGAAAUAGUAAUUACUGGAAAUAGAAUUCAAGAAAUAUCAUUUAAUGCUUUUCAUCAAAUGAAUGCCUUAAUAAAACUUGAUCUCUCUGAUAAUUACAUUGAAGAAUUAAAAACAGAAUUGCCGAGAAUUUCAAAAGUAAACUUUAUUAUUUAA